Penaeus monodon (black tiger shrimp) is the source of this 1698-nucleotide messenger RNA. Its product is annotated as beta-1,3-galactosyltransferase 2-like. Gene Ontology annotation, cellular component: membrane. NCBI's taxonomy places the organism in Eukaryota, Metazoa, Arthropoda, Malacostraca, Decapoda, Penaeidae. The transcript has 2 exons. Gene Ontology annotation, molecular function: hexosyltransferase activity. The coding region runs from base 460 to 1500 and encodes 346 amino acids. The record is from RefSeq and is a predicted model, not a curated record.
GUAGAUAAAUUACAUUCAUCUGCGAGCCACACUGCGCAGGUACAGAUGUAGAAAUCGAAUGAUUGCCCUGCAGGUGUUCGACCCACUGCCGACACACCUGUGCCAUCUGUGAACUUUAGCUCUCUUCUAGCCAUUUGCGUUAAUUCAGAGAACACCUUUACUUCACCGCACAACUUCAAACUCUUUUACUUUCCGAGUGAUAUUGUUUUGUGUUCGAUAAGACGAUAAUCGCAGCACAAGAGGGUCUGCUGUUGUAACCGAUCUCGCGGGGGUAAACAACAAUGCGGAAUUUUAUCUGAGGAAAGUUUGAAAUUCCGUUAAAAAGGAAGGACUUUUAUAGCUUGAGUGUUUUGGUGAAAUGUUGUGGAGAUAUGAGUAAGAAAUUUUGUAUUUUACGCACUUUUUAGAUAUAAAGACGGAUAUGAUGUAAGGUCCAUUCAGACUGAGAAGUACUUAACGAUGUUUCGAAGGCGGCAAAAAAUCCUCGCGCCGCUACUGUUCCUCCUCAUCUUCCUUUUCUUGCGCCCUGCCAACGACGUCAAAAUUAGUCAAAAACGUAUCAUCCAAGAAAUUCAAGGCCAUGGAGUAGUCGCUGAGGAAAGCGCGGAUCAAGAUAUCGUUUUCGACGAGAUUAACGCCGAUUCCGCGAGGCGAGAAGAGGACGACGGGCAGUUCCCUUUCAGAUUUCUCAUCGACGAGCCUCACUUCUGCGCCGAGGACCUUCUCGUCUUGAACAUGAUGCCGGUGAGCGUGGGCGACGCCGAGGCCCGGGCGCGGGUGAGGAGGAUGUGGGGAGCCAGGGAGGUCGUGGCCUCGACCAGGCUCCGGCCUCUGUUCCUGGUGGGGGAGUCCCGUGACGCCGAGCAGCAGCGCCGCCUUCAGGACGAGAGCGAGGAGUACCACGACGUGAUCCAGGUGGGCUUCGUGGACUCGUACCUCAACCUGACGCUGAAGACCCUGUCGGCGCUGCACUGGAAGCACACGCGCUGCCGCCACGUCCCUUGGCUGCUCAAGAGCGACGCCGACGUCUUCAUGAACCCUUGGUCCGUCUCGGAAACCCUUCAAAAAGCAACCGAGGACAUUGUCUGCCGCGUGCUGUAUGCCAGAAUCGUGUGUCGACCUCACACCUGCAAAGACAAGAGAUGGAUCAUCCCACCAGAGUUAUAUCCCCACGACCAUUACCCCCCCUACUGCAACGGCCCGGUCUACGCCGUCAACCAGAAUUUCAUCCAAACAGUCCUACCCGCCGCGUCUGCCAAAAACCCUUUCCCGAUGGAGGACGCCUACUUCACGGGCAUCCUCGUCCAGGGCACAGGUCUCCGCUACAAGGACAUCGCCAAACGCUGCCAACUCUACCACCUGCGAGAGCCUCCCCACGAAACCAUUGCCAGCGGGAAUAUGCUCUUUGUUGUCAACCCAGAAGAGAAAAGCGGGCGACGGUACACGCUCGAAGACCUCUGGAAGAGACUCAAGGCUUCGCGACUCUCACACAGGGGGUAGGGUUAAGUUUAGUAGGGCUUGGAGUGCUGUUCUCUUCUGUUUCGUGUAGAAGUGUUUUUGAAAGAAAUAGCAGAAGGAUGCUUUUCUUAUUGCUGAUAUAAAAUUGCUAUUAUUACUAAGAGUAACAAUGAAAUAGUAGUAGUAGUAACUACUUUGGUAUUGUUGCUAACAUAUUAUCAUUUUCUUUAUCAUUACUGU